Molecule: messenger RNA, 1790 nt
Organism: Neurospora crassa OR74A
Lineage: Eukaryota; Fungi; Ascomycota; Sordariomycetes; Sordariales; Sordariaceae
Product: universal stress protein family domain-containing protein
Exons: 2
Coding region: 207-1349 (380 amino acids)
Source: RefSeq, a predicted model, not a curated record
GCUCUGUCCCCCCUUUCGAUCAUCCACGCAUUGCUCCCCGUACAUCACUCUGAACUUUUGAUGUCUCAAACAAAAAGUUCAGCAUUUAUCCCAGCACAUGGCCAUCCUUGCUACAUAUCCAAUUUGCUUCCAGUCACACUUGCAACACAUCUCAUCAUCUUGCAAUUCAGCUUGCCACCUGCAUAGUCGCCGUCGCUUUUGGUGUCAUGUCGUCGUCGUUAACAAAAAGUUCUAAUUCGGCUCCCAGGUUCCGACAACACGUUGGUUUUGACAACCUACCCGCCGGCGAUUCGACCAAGAACAACACAUCCUCCUUUACGCUCCAUGUAAAACACCAGGGGUACCAGCCAUCCCGAAGGUCUCGUACCUUUAUGGUGGGUGUGGACGAGCAUGCCUAUUCCGAUUAUGCGCUGGUUUGGCUGCUCAACAACAUGGUCGAUGAUGGAGAUCAGGUAGUGUGUGUGCGCGUCAUUGAGAAUCCCAUUCGUCCAGGGGAAAAGUCCUACCAGGAGGAAGCGAAGAAGCUGUUGCAGACCAUUCAAUCCAAGAACGAGCAGAAUAGAGCUAUCAGCAUUAUUCUCGAGUGGGCCGUUGGAAAACUGCAUUCUACUUUUCAGAAAUUACUUCAUCUCCACCAACCCUCGAUGCUCGUUGUCGGCACAAAGGGCAGGUCCCUUGGCGGAAUCCAGGGCCUGAUGAACACGCGCAACUCCUUUUCAAAAUACUGCCUCCAAUACAGCCCUGUCCCCGUGGUCGUUGUUCGACCAGACGAUAAGCGGCUCAAAAAGAAGGAGAAACGUACCCACGACCCGAACCGACAGAGCUAUGCUGCCAUGCUGGCAUACAACGACGGAAAACACGAAGCCAACAGUGACGCAAGCAGUCUCUACGAGAUGGAAAAGAAUAUUUCUCCGGAUGAAGAGGCACACCGAGUGGCUGCCGCAAUUGGGUUGCCAGCAGCAUUCGAUCCGACCAUUAAGCCGUACGAGCCCAACAAGCCUCGCAACCGACGAACAUCUCUACCCUCCGCUCCUUCUCCCACAGCAGCCGGGACAAGCUCCGUGUCUCUGUCGCGAUCGACGCAAGCAAACGAGAGUGGCGACGAAGAUACGGCCGAGGAAGAAGACGAGUACGAGAUUGAAGCGGUCUCGGGCGACCAACUUCUAGCAGCAGAUGGACGGAAGAAAUUAGCACUUGAAAGAGAACAGAAGAAGCGACUCCACGCUAUGGAAGUGGGAGAAGCCGCUGCCCUGCUCAAGUCAGGGCAGUCAGGAAAAUCGCGGGAUUCGGACGAUGAAGAUGAGGAGGAUGAUACCCUGGGGCGAACGAGCGACAAAACCAAGCAAUGAGGACCGGUUAUUCGAGCCAUGAAGGAAGCUACAGAGCAUAACUGAGAUAUGAACAAGCGGGUAUCUUCCCAGAUGAUACCAACUUAGUUGGCAGCGGUGCUGAAUUUUGACGACGGUAUUAUUUUGGCGCAUGCCGGGCAUUCAGCAUAAAUCAGCCGGUAUCGUUAUCAAGGUGCGAAGGUGGCCCAUUUGACGGAUAUUUACAACACCAGUGAGCAUGCGACAAGUCGUUUUUGCUAUACCGCGCCAUUGGGAGUUAGAGAUAUGUUCCUAGACUGCAUGGAGCCGGAGUACAAGGGGGAAAAAAAACAGUACCGAACUCUUGACCUGCCCGUAGUACAAUGGGCAGAGGCUUAGAGGUUCUGUCGAGUAAUCAUCAGCUUAGCCAAAAUAAAUCUCCACACAAUAAGUUAAAUAGUCACCACUUGUUCCCUGCCUUGU